Messenger RNA from Papaver somniferum (opium poppy), 645 nucleotides. Its product is annotated as pre-mRNA-splicing factor 38B-like. The record is from RefSeq and is a predicted model, not a curated record. The transcript has a single exon. The coding region runs from base 1 to 645 and encodes 214 amino acids. Lineage: Eukaryota; Viridiplantae; Streptophyta; Magnoliopsida; Ranunculales; Papaveraceae.
AUGGGAGAGAGGAACAACAGAUCUCAACCGAUCAGAUCUCAGAUCCAGCAGGAACCAAGGGAGAACGAUCAAAGAAAUUAUGAUGAACAAAGUGUUCACACUACGGAUAUAGAUACCGCAGAAGAAAAUGAAGAAAGGACGCAUGAAGAAGAAGCAGUAGGAGAAACUGAAGACAACAUGACCAUUGGAGAACUAAGGCAGCGAUUGGCAGACGAAAGAAGAAGAGAAGAGGAACUACGUGCGAACUUGACGCGACAGAAUGAUGAGCUAAGGGAGGAAAAUCAGCGAUUACAAGAACAAAGGUCACAGUCACGAUCCAGAAAAACACGUGCGAGCUCAAAAUCGAGAACAAGCAGGAGCACCACUAGGAGGAGUAGAUCGGAGCAUGGAGAUAAUACACAAGUGCAAUUUGUGGAUAACGAUUCAGAUGACACUUUUCAGGUGAAUGAAAACUCGCAGGAGGAGCGCGAACGCAGUCGCAUAGAAGAUCGGUAUGUAAAAGUGGGUGAGGAUGAACCCAGGCAAGGGCAUCGUAGAGAAGGUAGAUUGGAGCAAAAUAGAGGAUACAACCACAUGCAUUAUGAAGAACAACGGGAGAAUAAUGCAGAACAGUCAAGGAUGAUACUUCAUGGAAGAGAAUGCUGA